UUUUAUCUCCUUUGCUAACUUUAAUUAGAGGCAAUAUGUUACAUAUAAGACCCAUAUAAAUAUAGAUGAAAAUAUAACAUCUUCACCACUUUCCCUGUCUAAGCUCCUCACAGACCUCAAACUAAACUCAAAAACAUUACUGAAAGUUUCCCCUCUCCUCCUCCCUGGUUCUCCUCAAUCCUCAUAACCAGAAGCUUCUUCCGGGCGUCAACCAGACUGGAAUUGAAGAACAGUCUUAAUGGGAAACUGCUAUACUCUUUCUAGACCCAUCAGAAGAUCAUCCACUGGGCUUGACAAAGUUCUACGGAUUGUGAAACCAGACGGAAAGAUCCUAGAGUACAGAGCGCCGAUCCUGGUCAGGGAUGUCUUAGCGACUUUUGACGAUUACUGCGACUUGGGCAUCUCAAAAGAAGCUUCACAACAUGAGUCUCUGCCGCCUGGUUAUGAGCUGAAGAUUGGGCAUGUAUAUUAUCUUCUUCCUUUAUCCGCUUCAGCUAUCUUUCCACCCAUCUGUCAUCAAAAGAGGCAGAUAAAAGUUUGUAUAACCAAGCAGCAGCUGCAAGAGUUGCUAUCGAAAACGGUGACGAUAGAGGAGCUACUUUCAGUCUCGAGUUCUUCAGGACUUGAUAAGAAAGUGGAAUGGGAAGAAAGUAUUGAUUCUCACACAAGCUGGAGGCCGAAGCUGGAAACUAUCCCUGAGGGGUGUGAGUAAGGGUGCCCACGGCCAGAUCAGAGAAACUAACAUUUUGAUGCUUAUGAAUGAUCCUUGAUCGUUGUUCAUUCGGGUUCCAUGGCUUUUGGGUGGGAUUUUGUUUUGUUGAUGGUGAUGAAAUUAUUAUUUUUAAAUCCCCCAACUGGUCACAAAAGCCCACUUUCAUGGAUAUAUCAAGUAUAUUUGGUUUGAGGAAUUAAUGAACUAGCAUAAACCUCUCUCUC
Messenger RNA from Macadamia integrifolia, 936 nucleotides. RefSeq lists its product as uncharacterized. The transcript has a single exon. Bases 239 to 712 code for a protein of 157 amino acids. Lineage: Eukaryota; Viridiplantae; Streptophyta; Magnoliopsida; Proteales; Proteaceae. The record is from RefSeq and is a predicted model, not a curated record.